Messenger RNA from Magallana angulata, 683 nucleotides. RefSeq lists its product as uncharacterized. Lineage: Eukaryota; Metazoa; Mollusca; Bivalvia; Ostreida; Ostreidae. The record is from RefSeq and is a predicted model, not a curated record. The transcript has 4 exons. The coding region runs from base 83 to 544 and encodes 153 amino acids. Gene Ontology annotation, cellular component: mitochondrial membrane.
UUUUUAUUUUCACUUUUGAUUUGAAAGUAGAAAUGACCUGACGCAAUGUGAGUCGUGAUCCUGAGAAGCGAUUUUUAAUGUGAUGGCCUCUUUUCAGCAGAAAAUUCGGGAUAUUAUACGGUCACCCUUUGUAAAUAAGGGACUUCCGUUAAUGGUAUUUAUGUUAUCAGGGGUAGCUAUACUUGUACAGACACAAAAGAUGAUCUUCAGGAAGAGGGACAAGAAGAAAUCUGCUAUGCUCACAGAUAAAGAAACUGUUAAAUUUUUAGAAGAUUUUGGUGAUGUAAAAACAUUACGAGAACUUCAAAAAGAGACUGUAAAGGAUGCCCCUCUUGACAAAUGGGCUAACUUCAGAGGCCCUCGACCAGAUGAGGACAAGUCCAUGGUUACUUUUGAAAAGAUGAAGGCGGAAGCAGAUAAAGUUAUCAAAGAAAAGAACGAUAAAUUAAAAGAGAGUGAUGACUGGAAAAAGUCACAAGAGAUGCAGGGAAAAUGGAUUGAUACAAUCAAACGGCAGCAGGAGGCUGUCAUGAAGAAAAAGUGAACCAGUUUCGGCUGUUUAAUUGUGAUAUGUGUGGAAUUUAUUUCAUGAAAACAACUACAAAGUACCGGUACUUGUCUUGAUAUCUGAAUGUGUUUUAAACUUGUGAAUUAUUUCAUGUGUAUAAAUAUUCUUUACAUUA